Sparassis crispa is the source of this 1152-nucleotide messenger RNA. RefSeq lists its product as hypothetical. Lineage: Eukaryota; Fungi; Basidiomycota; Agaricomycetes; Polyporales; Sparassidaceae. The transcript is spliced from 3 exons. The record is from RefSeq and is a predicted model, not a curated record. Bases 1 to 1152 code for a protein of 383 amino acids.
AUGAUCCCGCAACUGGCUCCGGACAUUCACGAGAUGAUCAUCGACAAUUUGCAUGACGACAAACGCACCCUAUCCUCAUGCACAUUAGUAUCGCCCUCAUGGACGUACUCCAGUCGCCGCUAUCUGUUCGAGACUAUUAAAGUCAGUGGUGUCGUGGAUGAGUUUGAACCAUUUGUCAAAUACUUGCAAGAAUCUCCUCAUAUCUCCACGUUGAUACGACACUUGCGCCUCUUAGGAAAUAGCUCUCGUCGCACUUUUCUUUGCUUGCACGUCCUGGUUGAUAUUCUCUCCAAUCUUCCACGCCUUCGCAGGUUGGAUUUGGAAGAAAUAUGGUCCACUAGCUCUUCUUGCACAUGCCGUUCGUCGAAGUCCAUUUCGAAUUCGUGUUUCAGCGUGAAGCAGCUGUCAAUCAAUACAGUCAUAUUCACUACACUCGAGAACGUGAUAUCCUUCUUCUCUCUCUAUUCCGUGGUGGAACACUUGCACGUGAACUCCGUGUCCAUGAGGGACUGGGGAGAUGCAGACCCCGACUACCUCAACACAUUGGCGCAGGGCUUCUCAGGGGACUUCGGAGUACAAUCCCUGCAGCUCAGGGCCUCGUUCGGGGAUGCCACAUUCAUGCAAUUUUUUUGCGAUAUCCUUCGGUAUGCUCCGUCUAGACAUACAUUGCAUUCGAUUAGAGCCGAGUUCCUUGACUGGGACGAUGUCGCAACUCUCGGGAGAUUAUUACAGGCGAUAGGACCGACAAUCCGGCACUUGGCAUUCGAUGGUCUGAAUGAACUGGAAAAGUUUGACCUGCCAAUGCAGUGGCAUGACCUCAAUCUGUCAUCGUGUUCUCACCUGCAGUCUGUCUUCCUCGUCGUGGUUGUUUCCGACAUUUAUGACGACCUGCACGAUCCGUUCAACUACCCCCUUGCCAUGAUCAGGAUGAUGCCACGCACAGUGCAGAACAUCACCUUCCAGCUUCUAUCUACCGUCGUCCAUGUCAAAAAGAACUGUGAAAAUAUGGAUAAUUACGACUGGCCAAUAAUUGCACAGCUUGCGUUCUGUAGACCCUGGCUUUCACAACCACCGUGCUGUCAUAGAGGCGAAGCUACCCGAGUUAUGCACCCAGGGCCUUCUACGUUUCUCUCUUUUGCCGGACCCGCGUAA